CAAACAGACAAUAAUGAUCCAGGUGUAAUCAUAUUACAACACACUGUACAUGUGGAACUUGUUGGUGUUUUAUUGUCUAUUUAAAGCUGUUUAAACACAAUACAAGAAGAUGAUUCCUGCUCAUGAGUCUACGUGACUUCUUGUGUGUCUUCUUGUGUAUAACCCAGGACCAAGCUGCUUUGAGAAAGUACCUGGACAGGGAGAACGCUCUAGAACUCCCUCCAGACGAGGAAGUGUGGGAGGUCCCGGCACCCAAGCAAGUGGAAGUCAAAAAAGAGAGCAAUGUGCCUGUGGUCUGUCCAUUCGGAGCUGUACAGGAGGAGGAAGUGAAGACAGAUCAGAAUAAAGACAACAGGCUUGUGUGCUGGCCACCCAAAGCCUCUCUCAAUAAAACAGGUGGAGGCAGUUCAGGCAGCCAGGCUGUUGAGGAUGUGAUGAAGAUGUGGCCUCCUCCUGCUGCUCCUUCACUGGCUCCUAUGAUGGCGACAGGUCAUUCAGGUUCUGGAAUGGAGAGGAGCUCUUCCAACAUGAACGUCCAUCAACGAACUGGAAUACCUCCAGUGCACGUAGAUCUAGGACCUCAACACGUACAGGGUCCCACGACAAGUGAAAGCACCUCACGCACAACAGAUAGGCCUGGUCGCACAGAGAUGAAGGAAGAGCCCACUGUGCAGGACAUCAAGGUUCAUCCUCAACCUGUGAAGUCAAACGCAGAUGAACCGGAAGGAACUCCCCACCACCACAAAACCAAACCAACACCUACAGCAGUCGAACAAGACACACCAGAGACACCCACACCACCAGGCCAUAAUACAACUCAAGUACCAGAGAUGGUCUCAAGCCAGUUCCAGGGAGGUGAAACCCUACAGCGACCACUUGUGUCUCUAGAUAAUGCGGUGUGGACCAAACCGAUGGCUCCAGAGGCCGUCCUAGAGGAUUUGGAACUGGACUGCACCCUGCCCCAAACUCUGGUGAUCUCCAAAGACUUUGACGAUACAGCCUGUAUUGGACAGUGGGGAGAGCAGUUGGUUUUCUCCUUCCUCACUCACUGGAAAGAGAACGGAGGUGAUUAUGGGCCCAUUGAAAUCACCUGGUUCAAUGAAAAAGGAGAGAGCGGCCAGCCUUGUGACUUCAAGCUUACUUUUGCAAUUAAAGGGCCAAGAACCAGCACCACUAGGGAGAUCUUUGUGGAGGUCAAGACAACAAUAAAGAGAGAGAGACACUUUAUUCACCUGUCUGCCAAUGAGCUGGAUUUUGCACUGAAGGAGAAAGAGAGGUAUCACAUAUAUAGAGUGUAUGGCGCUGGAGAUGCACAGAAUGUUCGUCUGUGUCGUAUUAAAAACCUCGCCCAGCAUCUGCAUUCUAAGGCAUUAGAACUGUUCUUAUUUGUGUAGCCUGUAUUUCAUAGAUUACUUUACACUGAUUAUUAUUCCCGCAGAAUGUUAAAUGUUAAGUGUUUCAUAGGUGUUUUUAACUCUUAAUAUCUUUACUGAUAUAAUAUUGCACAUUUUUGGCCAGUUUCUCUUCACUUGUUUGGUCAACAGACUAAGUCUGUUCUGUUUUUACUACUAAUUGUUAUGGGAAUUUUACCUUUCCUUUUUGAAUUGCUAUUUACUAGUUCAUUAAAUAGAUAAAGACUUUUAGAAGCG
Molecule: messenger RNA, 1649 nt
Organism: Triplophysa rosa
Lineage: Eukaryota; Metazoa; Chordata; Actinopteri; Cypriniformes; Nemacheilidae
Exons: 5
Coding region: 123-1394 (423 amino acids)
Source: RefSeq, a predicted model, not a curated record